AUGCAUGUGUUUAUGCACAUUGAUGGCAUGCAGCCACCUUUGUAUGUUUGUAAGUGGUGUGGUGAGGUAUUUCGCAGUAAGGUUAGUUUGGAAACACAUUUGAGAGUGAGAGAGAAUUAUCAUGUCUUAACUGCUGGCCACCAUGAAAAAUAUGACUAUAGUGAUGAGCAUCAAAGCAGUAUCUUCUUGGAUAGUGAGCCAGAAGUUUCUGUUACAGAACACAUUGAACAGUCUUCAUAUAAGGAAACGUGGAAAACUUCAAAGAAGGCUUCUAAUGACAUGUGUAACACACACAUGACAAAUGAUACAACAAGUGCUUAUGGAAUUUUAUCUACAGCUGUUAAUGUCAGUGCCCAGGCUGAUCUACAUAUUGCAAACAGAACCAACAAAUGUGGUAUUUGCGCCAAAUGGUUUGCUAGGUCAGGCGAUCUGAAGACACAUUUAUUAAUUCACACUGGAAUUAAAUCUCACAAAUGUGAGAUUUGUGGAAAAUGUUUUUCUACAUCAGGUUAUCUCAAGACUCACGUAUUAAUUCACACUGGAAAGAAACCUCACAAAUGUGAGAUUUGUGCAAAAUGUUUUGCUACAUCACGUUCUCUCAAGACUCAUGUAUUAAUUCACACUGGAAAUAAAUCUCACAAAUGUGAGAUUUGUGGAAAAUGUUUUACUACAUCAGGUUAUCUCAAGGCUCAUGUAUUAAUUCACACUGGAAUGAAACUUCACAAAUGUGAGAUUUGUGGGAAAUCUUUUACUUUGUUAGGCAGUCUCAAGAAGCACACAUUAAUUCACACUGGAAAGAAACCUCACAAAUGUGAGAUUUGUGGAAAAUGUUUUGCUAGAUCAGAUGAUCUCAAGACUCAUGAAUUUCUUCACACUGGAAAGAAACCUCACAAAUGUGGUAUUUGUGCCAAAUGGUUUGCUAGGUCAGGCGAUCUGAAGACACAUUUAUUAAUUCACACUGGAAAGAAACCUCACAAAUGUGUGAUUUGUGGGAAAUCCUUCGGUAGGUCAGGCACUCUCAAGAGGCAUAUAACAGUUCACACUGGAAAGAAACUUCACAUCUAGAAAAGACCUCACAAAUGUGAUAUUUGUGGCAAAUCAUUUACUACAUCAGGUGAUCUCAAGACACAUGCAUUAGUCCACAUGGGAAGGGGACCUCACAAAUGUGAUAUCUGUGACAAAAGUUUCUCAGUGUGGUACUUUCAAGACACAUGCAUUACUUCACAUCAGAAAGUAACUACAAGUAAUUGUUAGUUUAUGCAAAUAGAUAUUCCUGGUUGGUGCCCUAAAGGCCUAUAAAAUAAUGAAUGUAGUAGGGGGACAAUAAAUUUUAAUGAAUGUGGAAUAACAUUAAAGUGUUGUAGCAUUGUGAAAAAAGUGCAAUAAUGUGUACUAUAUUGAGGUAAGAGAUAAUGUGAAAUACAAAAAUCACUAUCUGCAGCUUGAGAUGUUAAGAAAUUGUAUUACUAAAUACUCCAGAAACAUGAAUCAAAUGUGUUUUUGUCAUUAACACUGUCAAUAGUUAUAAUUACCAUGCAAUAUUCAGUAUAAGGCCAAGGAAAUGUGAUGACUUGCUGCUUAUUAUUCCAAACAUGGUCAUUAUGUAGUACUUGUAACUCUGCAUUUGAGAAAGUGACAGCAAAAAUAUA
Schistocerca nitens (vagrant locust) is the source of this 1649-nucleotide messenger RNA. RefSeq names its product zinc finger protein 708-like. NCBI's taxonomy places the organism in Eukaryota, Metazoa, Arthropoda, Insecta, Orthoptera, Acrididae. The record is from RefSeq and is a predicted model, not a curated record. Gene Ontology annotation, biological process: regulation of DNA-templated transcription. The coding region runs from base 1 to 1065 and encodes 354 amino acids. The transcript is spliced from 2 exons. Gene Ontology annotation, molecular function: DNA-binding transcription factor activity, RNA polymerase II-specific; RNA polymerase II cis-regulatory region sequence-specific DNA binding.